Molecule: messenger RNA, 2212 nt
Organism: Pogonomyrmex barbatus (red harvester ant)
Lineage: Eukaryota; Metazoa; Arthropoda; Insecta; Hymenoptera; Formicidae
Product: nuclear RNA export factor 1-like
Biological process (GO): poly(A)+ mRNA export from nucleus
Cellular component (GO): nucleus; cytoplasm
Molecular function (GO): RNA binding; protein binding
Source: RefSeq, a predicted model, not a curated record
CAUGCGUACAAAGCGAAUCGUCGGCUCGAGCAUGCCGUUUAGCGAUCACGCGAGUUAUUCCGGUGAAAUUCACGGAAUAGUGAGCGUCGUUCGUGUCUUAGAAGUCGCGUUUGAGAAAUCGCGUUUAGAAAGUGAGAUUAGGCGGAAUAUAAUUGCUAGUUGAUUUGAUAUCGGUAGAUAGUUUAUAUCAGAUUUGUGUUAUUUAUUCUCGAAGAAGAUGUCGAGGAAGUUCAACGAAUCAAAAAUGGGGGGUGAAAACAUCCGAGGAAACGAGAACAAGAGUUAUUUCCGUCGUAAUAACAUCAGAAGGAAUAAUGGUGAAUCUAAUAUCGGUCCCAUUAAACAUUGCAUAUCAUUUAAGAAUGAAAGAUUUAACAAUAGGGAAAUGUCGCGUAAAUUGCCACUGGUGAAUUCAAUUAAGAAUAGUUUUCUGACUGACUCGAACAGAGAUACAAGACGAGUCAUAAUUAGUCCAAGAGAUAGAGACCAAGGAGACAGAGCUUGGCAAAUCACGUCUCAGAGAAGAAACCACUCUAUGCCAUUCUAUAAGAAUUUAAAAAAAGGUCAAUUAGAUUUUACAUCGCGCCCUCUUUCUGUGAUAAACUCCAAUUAUUAUAGAAUUAUCAUACCAUAUGGUUAUAAAUACGAGAAAGACGAUGUAAUAAGAUCCUUAGUAAAUUUUAUCGCGCCUCAAAUAUUUGUUCCUAUAAUGUAUAAGGUGAUAGGAAAGGAAGCUAGUUUUUAUGUAGACGAUUAUAAGAAGGCAAAUGCAUUGAUAAACUGUGACCGCAAGAUUACAAUGAUUGAUGGAUUUAAAUUACAAAUAAGACUAGGGCAACAUAAAGGAUUUCCAGUAUGUGAGAUUGAUGACAAGUUGAAGGAACGAUUAAAGCAAGCAAUGGAAAAGAGAUACAUUCGAGAGACAAAUGCUUUAGAUUUGUCUAAGUUUCAUCUAGAUCCAGAUCUUGUCUCUGAUUAUUUUUGUGCAUUGUUUCAUCCUGACAUAUUGAUGACUGUGUUGGAUAUUGUAGCCGAAUAUAUACCGAAUUUGGAAGCCUUAAACUUAGAAGACAACAAAUUACAGAAUAUCGAAAGGCUCAGCGUUUUAAGAGAUAAAUUCUUAAAGCUGAAGAUUUUUUACAUUGGUAAAAACAAAAUCAGAGACAUUCAGCAGCUUGAUUCCAUCAAGAAUCUGGAACUCAGCGAAUUGAAGUUAACUGGAAAUCCUGUGUGCAACAAAUAUAAAUUUCAACAAAGUGAUUAUAUUAGUGAUGUCCGAAAGCGGUUUCCAAAACUAAUGCACUUAGAUGGUGUUGAAUUACCACGACCGAUUGUUUUUGACAUAGAUGAAACUAAAAUUCCUCCAUCACAGAGAAUGUUUGUUACCGAUGUCGCAGCGCGAGAGAUUGCGGGUGUUUUUUUGCAACAGUAUUUCAUGAUAUUUGAUAGUGAGAAUCGCCAAGCCUUACUUAAUGCUUAUGACAAAGACGCUAGCUUUAGUAUGACUAUAACCGAUUCUUACAAAUUAAAUGGAUAUUUUAUGAAAAAUCGGAAUUUAUUGAAAAUAAAUGACACGAACAAAAGACACAAGUUAUUGAAACAGGGUAGAUUACCUGUAGUUUCUCUAUUAUCAGAAAUGCCACGAACAAGGCAUUUGCUAAAUACUUUUACUAUGGACAUCUCUCUUGUUACACAAGCAAUGAUGUUCAUUACACUAACGGGUUACUUCCAAGAGCUUAACAACAGAGAUGAACCGAUUCGCCACUUCAAUCGGACAUUUAUGAUCGUUCCGAAAGAUGAUGGAUUCGGAUACUGUAUUCGGAAUGAGCAGUUGCAUAUCAGUCAACCGCCUGAGGCGCAACUGAAGCAACUACGUCAGCAUUUGAAUCAGCCAUUAAAUGAUCAGCAAACUCAGGAGACGUUGGCGAUGGAAGUCGCAGAAGUCGCAGAAGUCGGAGAAGUCGCAGAAGUGGCGAUGACAAUGGAACCUACCGAGGAGAUAAAACAGCAGAUGACAGUAACAUUAAGUCAGCAAUCGACUAUGAAUCUGGAAUGGAGCUUGAAAUGUUUACGAGAAACGGAAUGGAACUACGAGAAUGCACUCUCCGCUUUUCAAGAACUUUAUAAAUGUGGACAGAUACCACUAGAAGCGUUUACAAAGUAGAUGUGUGAGUAUAUAAUACCCAUCAUUGUGAUAAUAGCUAGUCAAAAA